Molecule: messenger RNA, 1187 nt
Organism: Cyprinodon tularosa
Lineage: Eukaryota; Metazoa; Chordata; Actinopteri; Cyprinodontiformes; Cyprinodontidae
Gene: spc24
Product: SPC24 component of NDC80 kinetochore complex
Exons: 6
Coding region: 134-724 (196 amino acids)
Source: RefSeq, a predicted model, not a curated record
UACUACUAGCCAGCUGGGGACGGUCGCGGAACUGAGUACUGCUUGAUGGCUUUCGAUUCCAAAGAGAAGAAGAGAAUAUCAGGCGCGCGGAAGGCUAAAUUUGAAUCAAGCAAAACAACGAAGGCUGUUCACAAUGGCUCAGGGCCACAAAUUUCCCGAACUGAUUGAGACCGGGGAGGAUCUACUGGUCUACAUCAACAGCAGUGGUCCAGAGAAACUGAAAGGCCAACUCCCGGCGCUGUUUGAUACAAUACUGGAAAAACAGAAGGUCAUGACACAGAUUCUAAAAGGCGUCGCAGAGAUGGAGGAGAAUGUGGGUCAGAGGCUGCUGGACUUGGAGGAGCAGAAGAAGCACAGGAAGAAGGAGCUGGAGAAUGUGGAGGAGCAGCUGCAGCAGUGCAUGGCAAAAAGUCAGAUCACAGACUCAGAAUUGCAGUUUCUGCAGUCAGAGCUGGAGAGUUUGAGGAGCUCAGAGAAGGAACUUGAGGCUCUUCAAAAUGAGGUGGAUGAAGACACCACUGAGAUUAUCCCAUCAGCUGUAUACGUGGCUCAGCUGUAUCACCUAAUAACCAAGAUCAAGUGGGAAUAUGACACCCCGCCCAACAUUUUGAAAGGAGUGCACUACGGCCCAGAUCUGGCCACUCCCAUCAACAUCGACACAUCUGCACGCUCUCGCAGCGACACAAGCGAUCAGCUGUGGAGCUUCGUCAGCUCUGAGUGGUAGACAACGAGCCGAUAGUUGUUUGUUUUUGCCUCGUGUUAAACUGAUAAAAUCUAUUCACAUUUAUGCUUUAAUGCUUGUUGUCUGCAUUGGUACGGCAGCAUGGACUGAACGAUGUCUGCUGAGCAGGAGUUGGUCACUAGAUGUCGCUAUAGAGCUAAUAUUGAAGCCAGUGAGGGUUCUUUAGGGCAGAUUUAGAGCAAGGAUUGCUCUAUUACUGUGUUUUAUUAAUAAACAUGUAAUUAGAGAUCUGCUGUUUAGUCAGAGCAUCUUAACUCAGAAACAAUAUUUACCUUUUGGAUUUCCUAAAUAAGAUCUGCUUCCAAACUGUUUUUUUUUUUUAUUAUUUGUUUUACUUUUGUUUUACAACUGAUCAUAAUGUCUUCAGUACUAUAACAUUUAUACAUUCAGCUAAAUUCCCCAGAUUUUACUGUAUUAUUUUCCAACCAUUAAACUAUUCUGUUUA